Molecule: messenger RNA, 2499 nt
Organism: Endocarpon pusillum Z07020
Lineage: Eukaryota; Fungi; Ascomycota; Eurotiomycetes; Verrucariales; Verrucariaceae
Exons: 5
Coding region: 1-2499 (832 amino acids)
Source: RefSeq, a predicted model, not a curated record
AUGCCUACUCUGAGGCAGCUGAGAUGUGAAGUUGAGUGGGGUAAUACCCAAACUCCCUUCCCUGAAUAUGGCACUACCUACGGAGAUGGCGUGGUGGAGACCUACAUUGCCAUACCCGAACACCCUCAGCCGUUCGCAGUACGUCUGAGAUCCAGGAAAUACAUAGCAGAAGGUCUGGCCAUGUUGAUAUUCAUGGAUGGCGAUUAUCAGUGUAAUCGCAACCGUCUUGGCUUGCAGCGCCCAAACCCAGGAGUUCCUCAAAACAUGACAGAAAUUGAUCUCAGAGUGCGUCAGAGGGAGAGAGCACUUGGAUAUGGACACUAUCUUGGUAGAGAAUGGCGUUUUGACAAGCACAACAUCCUGCCUCUUGACAAGGUUCCUCCCAACAUGGACCGCCAGCAUUUUGAAGCUCUUGGGACAAUCGAUGUAUUUGUUCUGAGGUGCCGAUCAAAGGAAGAUAUCGAGCCUAGUUUGAACGCAUCAUCAGAUGUUGAUGAUUCUGUUUUACAGACCUCGGAACCAAGCAGCAGCGAGACGCUGACCGAAGAACCUGCGCCACCAAGUGAUACUGAAAACGCUCAAGUGGCUGAACCCGAGGCUGACCUGUUCCUUGGUUUUAUGAACGAUGGUGCCGCGGAUAUCCACCAAUUUGGAUUGGAUGGCGAGGGACCUGGGCCCGCAGAACAAAAGGCUUGGUCUUGGAAUGCACCUUACCCACUGCCAGUAGCCCCUGGGCCAUCGAGUGGUUAUGCCCAUACCCAGCCGCCACCAGCACAAACUCAGCCGUAUAUUGGCUACGCCUAUCCUCCUGGCUUCUCCCAGCCUUGGCAACCUGGGCCUGCCAUCACCCAGGAUCAGUCAAACGCUCAACGUCCACAGCGGCAUGUUCAUUUCAACGAUCAACUUCCACAACAGCCUUCUGGUUACGGUGCACCGGGUCCACCAUAUGGUCCACAAAGCUUCAGCGCAAAUGCUGGUCAAUCACAGGGAAAAGAGCAUCCUCCACAACCACAAAGUCACGGACAGACACAGCAAACUGAAUCUCACCAAGUACCAGGACAUGCUCCAGGGCAUAAUAAUUAUGCCAACCCUUCCUUGGCUCAUGCUGGAAUGCUAAGUUCACAUGGACAAGUUGGAGGUUACUCACUAGCUCCAGAUCCGAGCUAUCCACCUCCAAUGUCGAAUUAUCCAAGUACGAUCCCUAGCUAUCAGCCUAUUGGUUAUGGCGCCCCUGCUUAUUCCGGCUGGUCCACAUCAGCGGGUUAUCUACCGUACGGUCAACCAAACUGGCAAGGACAACAUGUGCCGGGCUCAAGCUACUUGACGCCACCAAACUAUGCGGCACCCUACCAAACUUCUCACCAAUAUCCACAUCCUCAAUUUGCUUAUCCAGUUGGUCCAGCCGCCCAGGUACCUCUCUCUACCACUAGCCAUCCAGGCGGUGGUGUUUGGGGUCCGCCUCCUUCAAAACCAGGAUCUCAAGACCCCACGCAAGAUGGAACAAACCAGUUGGAUGGUCAAGAAACCACCGGCAACGCUGGUGGUCAACCAAACGACAACAACAGCCAAGGAUGUGGCGGUAACGACACCAAUCAAGCUCAAGCUGGUGACUCGAGCUGGAACAACAACGAUACCGGUGGAGGGCAAACGGACAAUUGGAACACUACUGCUACCCAAACUGAAGCUCCGACGAAUGAUUGGAAUCAAUCAUCAAACAACACGGGUCAAGCGAACAAUCCUGACUCUUCCUGGAAUGAAAACCCCAAUUAUACCCACCAAGUUCAAGACUCUUGGAACAACAACGCAAAUAGCACACAGAACCAAGAUUGGAACGCAAAUAACACUCAGAACCAAGACUGGAAUACCAACGCCAACACGUGCACCCAAGCCCCAGAACCAUGGGACACUGCCCCUGCGACAGCUCAGGCGAAUCAAACAAGUCCCACAACCGCACAGCAUGGUACAGCAGCAACGCCAGCACAGUUCAGACCCUUGAACGGGCCUCAUGGUCGAUACUAUGGUGAACCCCAUAAAUUCAUUGAUGAGGAUUUGCGACCCGAUGCGGGCGAAGAACCUCCAUAUGAUGUGCCAGAAGACAUACCAACUACACAUCAAGUCAAACCUGGACCAGCAUUCAAUUAUGUGCAUAAACGAAGAUCUCCCGAGUACCUGGACACAGUUGAAGAACCCUAUGCGCGAUUCAUUUUUAAGUAUCGCACCAAAGAGGCUGAUGAUACUUGGGAUGUAGAACAAAUUGAGAGAGCGAUUGGUAUCAAAAUUGAAGAUGAGCCCACGGGAGAUGAGGAGAAGAGAAAGCUACAGGAGAUGGACAAAAAUGAGAUAAUUGACAUGCUGCUUAGGGCAAAGUAUGAAUCAUCCUUCCCAGAUAUCUCGGUUCUUGGCAUUCGGCAAUCUGACUAUCCGUCUCUCUUAGCCAACCAGAAGUAUGAGGAGGGGGGUGAGGUUAAUGUUGAACUUGAAGCUGAAGCAAAGGAAUAA